UGCAAAUAUCAUCGGCCUAAUCAAUAUAAGGACUUUGAAUUUUUUCUUCCCAUUCUUAAAGACUUUUUUUCUCUUAUCAAAGGGGAAAUCUUGUAUAGGAGGCAUUGGUUCUCCAUGGGAGAAGCCCCAGCAUUCUGUGUUGACAAUCCACAAAAUGGAUUUUCAAAUGGAUUUGGUUUAAAAUCCAAAGGCUUUGGGACCUUGACAGAUGUUGCUGACAAAAGAUUCGUGAUUGGUGGGGCAAACAAUGAUUCCAUAUCAUCUAUUGGGGUUCAGAUUUAUGACAAAUCUAAAGAGAAAUGGGUGAUUCCUACAGUUCUAGGAGCUAAACCAAAGCCAUGUAAAGGCCAUUCGGCCAUUCUUUUGAAUGAAGAUCGAAUAAUGAUUAUUAUUAAGGGUUCCACCCCAGAUGACUGCAUUUGGUUUCUUGAGGUGGACACCAAGUAUGUAAAGGAACAGAAAAAAGUUUUGGGGACUGAAGUUGUUGCCUGGAGUAAGGGUGUGAGAGGUGAUGCUGAGAAGCCAGUUGUUAUCAGUGGUCCUUCUGGAGUUGGUAAGGGGACAUUAAUAAACAUGCUUAUGAAGGAAUUUCCAUCCAUGUUUGGAUUCUCUGUCAGCCACACAACCCGUGCACCAAGGGGCAUGGAAAAGAAUGGAGUUCAUUACCACUUUACUGAGCGAACUGUAAUGGAGAAAGAUAUAAAGGAUGGGAAAUUCCUUGAGUUUGCUUCUGUUCAUGGAAAUCUCUAUGGAACCAGUAUUGAAGCGGUUGAGGCAGUAGCAGACUCUGGAAAGAGGUGCAUUCUUGACAUCGAUGUUCAAGGAGCAAGGUCCAUUACGGCCAGGUCUCUUGAUGCCAUUUUCAUCUUUAUCUGUCCCCCUUCAAUGAGGGAGCUUGAAAAGCGGCUCCGUGCAAGGGGGACUGAAACAGAGGAGCAAAUCCUAAAGCGCCUCCGGAAUGCUGAGGCAGAAAUUGAGCAAGGAAAAUCCUCCGACAUCUUUGAUCAUAUAUUAGAUAAUGCUAAUCUUGAGGAGUGUUACAAUAAUCUUAAGAAACUCCUGGGGCUAGAUGGAACUGCACCAACAAAUCAUAAACCAUCACCCAAAGGGAUUGAUCUGCCUUUGAACCAUUCAGUGUCGAAAAUGGAUAAGAAGAUCCUCAUUAAUUGUGAGACGCCAGAAUUGGGAAAAGCAUCAAAGAAGUUGAUUGUACUGGAUGUGUCCUCACUUAAAGGUGGAUUUCCUGGACGGACAAGAGGACUAAACGUCUAUGCCAUUGAUUCAUUUUCAGAUAGCUUAAAUGGGACUCACAAACUGAGCUAACGACUGCAACCCUAUUGAUAUUAACAUGGUUUUCAACUUUUCCAUAUAACUCGAGCGGAACAAUAUAUGAUAAAGCUCUCCUUGUCUUCAAAGAUCAUUUGCAUGAGUUGGAUUUUCUUUUUCACUCAAUUCUUUGCUUAUUUAUGAACCAAAAUGUAGUAUUUCAACAAUUACUAUUCCCACAUGGGCAAUGAGAGAGAAUUCAUCAUUUGUGCGGCAAUUGAAAGCUUGUAUACAAUGAAUGACCUAUUAUUAGAAAGUGAUUUUGGGUCAAUUCUUAAUUUCCUUUGUCUCAAUAGAAAGUGAUUUUGGGUUUGAGUCCUUGAAGAUCAAUCUUGCAAACGCCAUUCAUAUAAAUUAUGUACAAUAGAUCUUUGUCUUAAGCCUCAGAUCUUGCAUUGGCCUUGGCAAUUGAAUUAACCUAUUUUAUUUAUCAUGAAUUUUUCUGUGUCCAAAGAAAAUGCAUAUUUGUCUGGUUAAUAGUGACGAGAUUGAAAAAUAUGAUGAUUGUGAUGAGAUUAAUAGUUUAACAGUGAGAUUGAAACUAAUUGAUGAUCUCGGAAGUCUUUGAAAGCAUAGUGACAUUUGGUUACAUAUGCUGCAUAUUCCCUCUUCCUGGAAUAUAUACUUUUGAUCUGUUUGAAAGACCAUGAAUGUGUUCUUUACUAU
Durio zibethinus is the source of this 1992-nucleotide messenger RNA. RefSeq names its product guanylate kinase 2-like. Gene Ontology annotation, molecular function: protein binding; GMP kinase activity. NCBI's taxonomy places the organism in Eukaryota, Viridiplantae, Streptophyta, Magnoliopsida, Malvales, Malvaceae. Gene Ontology annotation, biological process: purine nucleotide metabolic process. Gene Ontology annotation, cellular component: cytosol. The record is from RefSeq and is a predicted model, not a curated record.